Bradysia coprophila is the source of this 2457-nucleotide messenger RNA. RefSeq names its product jerky protein homolog-like. Lineage: Eukaryota; Metazoa; Arthropoda; Insecta; Diptera; Sciaridae. The record is from RefSeq and is a predicted model, not a curated record.
UGGGGUGAUUAGGUAUGAUGUGGUGAAUCGACACAAAAAGUCGUUAAGUUGGUUGCACAACUUUAGAUCGUCAAAAUUUGAAUUAACUGAAAACGUUAGUAUGCCAUGACAAUAAUGAGAAGUUUUUAGUUGUUAAAAUCGUUUAGCUGUAUACGUUGUCAUGAUUGUUGUACUAAUAUCGCCAAUUUUUUUCAACGGCUUUAACGUGACUCUAAAUUACUCCUUCAUAACUUUACGUGGUGCAAACGUAAUAUUUAGUAACAAGUAGUAAAACUACUAAAUUGUGAUUCCUAAAUUCCUUUUUUACGUAUUUUAACUCGUUAUUUAUUGAGGUAAGCCCGUGUUUUAGAAAAAAUACAAUUUAAUUGUGGCGAUAUCAUCCAUUCGUAAAUUUUGGGUUGAAUAGGAACGGUAAUUCUUUGUAGGGAUGCCGCGAAAAUACAAACCGAAGGAGGGUGGCAAAUCCUACCGGAAAUACUCACAGGUGCUCAUUAAAGCUGCUAUUGCUGAAGUAGAGAAAGGAAUGUCCUAUCGCAAAGCAGCCAAAAAACAUAACAUCAGUAUAUCCGUGUUACAUCGCCACAAGAAGAGUCGAAACAUCAAAAAACAGGGAGGCCAGCCAGUCCUAACUGAAGAUGAAGAAAACGAGAUAAUGUUACGCCUUAUUCAGUGCGCGGAAUGGGGUUAUCCAGUUGAAUCUUACGAUUUACGAAUCAUCGUGAAGUCGUUUUUGGAGCACUCGGGAAGAAACGAAAGUCGAUUCAAGGAUAAUCUGCCUGGUAGAGAGUGGGCGUACAGUUACUUAAAGCGUCACGAAGCAGAAAUUUCCGAACGAAUGUGCCAAAACAUCAAGCGAUCCAGAGCGAAAGUGUCACCAGAAGUAAUUGAAGAAUAUUUUGCACAUGUCGCUAAGGAAUUGGAAGGUGUUCCGCCUUCAAACAUCAUAAAUUACGAUGAGACAAAUCUUUCUGACGACCCAGGGAAAAAAAAAGUUAUCACGAAGCGAGGCUGCAAGUACCCUGAACGAGUCAUGAAUCAUUCGAAGUCUUGUACGUCUCUUAUGUUUGCUGGAACGGCCGAUGGUGUUGUUCUUCCUUGGUAUGUUGUAUAUAAGGCAACCAAUUUAUACAAUACUUGGACUCAGAAUGGUCCAAAACAUUGCCGCUACAAUCGCUCGAAAUCCGGUUGGUUUGAUUUGACGUGCUUCGAGGAUUGGAUUCGUACAGUCGCUAUACCUUUCUGCUCAAAAUUGGAAGGACGGAAAAUAUUGAUUGGUGACAACUUGAGCUCUCAUAUGUCCUGCGAAAUAGUACGUCUAUGCGAAGAACACGAUAUCUCAUUCAUUUUUUUGCCUCCCAACUCCACACAUUUGACGCAGCCACUGGACAUUGCAUUCUUCCGACCAAUGAAAAUGAAAUGGAGACAAAUUUUGACAAAUUGGAAGAAAGGAGCAGGCCGAAAUGCAUCUGGUCUUCAAAAAGAUGUUUUCCCUCGAUUGCUGUUGAAACUGUACAGUGAAAUUGAUGCAAAUUCUCCAGACAACCUCAAAAGCGGCUUCCGAAAAGCGGGUCUGUUGCCAUUGAAUAAAAAUGAAGUUUUAAAAAUGAUACCGAAUACGAAUGCCAAAAAUCGAACAGAUGAAACUGUCAGUUUGGUGACUGAUGCCUUUGUUGACUAUUUAAAGAGUCUGCGAUAUGGUGACGAAAACCAGUCAAUUCGCAAACGAAAGAAAAAAAUAGAUGUUCAGGCUGGUAAGAGUGUGUGCGUAGAAGACUUCGACAACUCUGCCGAACAAAAUGGUACUGAGUUAGAGUCUGACGACCCAGAUGAGGUCGAGAACGACGGUCUUGACGGAAAACAAGUCGAUCAGAGCGAUGCAGAGCCUUUUAUAGAAGCUGAUGGUGCUGAGCAACGUGAAGUAGUUCAACUGAUCAAAGUUAACAAUCUAGCACAGCAGUCAGCUGAGCCUGUAAACAACAGCAAUGUCAACAUUGAAUCGAUAAACGUCAUGUCUGAUAUUGAUGUUCAAACGAACAUCCUUAUGGAAGUCACUAACGAAGAAACCGGAGAAACUGUCACUGUGCAAUCCGUGGAAUCAGGAAGUUGGCUGAUCGUAAAUUUCCGAAGCGAUGUUUCACGUAAGGGGAAGUCGAAGACACUGAGUGGACAGAACUUUAUCGGAUUGGUCGAAGAAGUUUGCUCGGAUGGAACGAUUGUGGGUAAGUUCGUGCGACCCAAACCAUCUCGUGAGUUCAGCGGCUUUGUGUACGGCUUCCCAAAUGUUCCAGACGAGGCCUCCUUUACUUACGAUCAAAUUCGAAAAGUUCUCAAAGCACCUGAAUCGUAUGGAAGAGGCUAUUUCAAGUUCGAGGUUCACAUCAAUGACCUUAAGUGAUAAACAUUAUUUUUGUCGAGAUUGUACUUGCUCUGACUUACUAAUCUAAUGAAUAUUUAACG